Mauremys reevesii (Reeves's turtle) is the source of this 2399-nucleotide messenger RNA. RefSeq names its product crooked neck pre-mRNA splicing factor 1 (gene CRNKL1). Gene Ontology annotation, molecular function: protein binding. The transcript is spliced from 14 exons. The coding region runs from base 242 to 2302 and encodes 686 amino acids. Lineage: Eukaryota; Metazoa; Chordata; Testudines; Geoemydidae. Gene Ontology annotation, biological process: mRNA splicing, via spliceosome; spliceosomal complex assembly. The record is from RefSeq and is a predicted model, not a curated record. Gene Ontology annotation, cellular component: Prp19 complex; post-mRNA release spliceosomal complex; precatalytic spliceosome.
UCCCCGGACUCCCAGAGCGUCGCGGACGUUCCGUCGGGCGCGGUGCGGCCGGUGGUCCCCCCGGGUCAGCGCUAAGAGGAACCGGCGACGACUCACCUGGGACGUAGCGGUUCCGCCGCAGCCGCCGCUGGAAGACGCGCGGCCGCCGUUACUGUGGCAACAACCCAGGCGACGCUGCGCGGGGUGAGAGGUGAAGGGUCAGGGCGGGGUCGACGGAGCUCGGGCUCAGAGCGGCGGCAACAUGGCGUCUACGGCGGCUGGGAAGCAGCGAAUCCCCAAAGUGGCGAAGGUGAAAAACAAAGCGCCAGCAGAAGUACAGAUCACAGCAGAACAGCUGUUAAGAGAAGCAAAGGAAAGAGAACUUGAACUUCUUCCACCACCUCCGCAACAAAAGAUCACAGAUGAAGAAGAGCUAAAUGACUACAAGCUUCGAAAACGGAAGACCUUUGAAGAUAAUAUAAGAAAAAACAGGACUGUUAUCAGUAACUGGAUAAAGUACGCACAAUGGGAGGAAAGCCUAAAAGAAAUACAAAGAGCUCGUUCCAUCUACGAGCGUGCUUUAGACGUGGACUACAGAAAUGUCACCCUCUGGCUGAAGUAUGCAGAAAUGGAAAUGAAGAACCGCCAGGUUAACCAUGCCCGCAAUAUCUGGGAUCGAGCCAUCACUACCCUCCCCAGGGUCAACCAGUUCUGGUACAAGUAUACUUACAUGGAAGAGAUGUUGGGGAACGUUGCUGGAGCACGUCAGGUGUUUGAACGCUGGAUGGAGUGGCAACCGGAGGAACAAGCUUGGCAUUCCUACAUUAAUUUUGAACUGAGAUACAAGGAGGUGGAGAGGGCACGCACUAUUUAUGAGAGAUUUGUCAUUGUGCAUCCUGAUGUUAAGAAUUGGAUCAAGUACGCCCGCUUUGAAGAGAAACACAGUUACUUUGCCCAUGCAAGAAAAGUAUAUGAGAGAGCAGUAGAGUUCUUUGGAGAAGAACAUAUGAAUGAGCAUUUGUUUGUGGCCUUUGCAAAAUUUGAGGAGAACCAGAAAGAAUUUGAGAGGGUGAGAGUGAUCUACAAAUAUGCCCUGGAUAGAAUUCCAAAACAGGAGGCCCAAGAACUCUUCAAAAAUUACACUGUCUUUGAAAAGAAGUUUGGAGACAGAAGAGGCAUUGAAGACAUUAUUGUCAGCAAAAGGAGAUUCCAGUACGAAGAGGAAGUGAAGGCUAAUCCCCACAAUUACGAUGCAUGGUUUGAUUACUUGCGGUUGGUUGAAAGUGAUGCAGAUCCUGAUACCGUACGUGAAGUUUAUGAAAGAGCCAUUGCCAACGUUCCACCAAUUCAAGAGAAGAGACAUUGGAAGAGAUACAUAUAUCUCUGGAUCAACUAUGCAUUGUAUGAAGAACUGGAGGCAAAGGAUCCAGAACGAACCAGACAGGUAUAUCAAGCAUGUGUGGAACUGAUUCCCCACAAAAAGUUUACAUUUGCCAAAAUGUGGCUGUUGUAUGCUCAGUUUGAAAUAAGACAGAAAAAUCUUCCAUUUGCCAGAAGAGCUUUGGGAACGUCCAUAGGAAAAUGCCCAAAGAACAAACUAUUUAAAGGCUACAUUGAACUGGAGCUACAACUGCGGGAGUUCGAUCGCUGCCGGAAACUGUAUGAAAAAUUCCUGGAGUUUACACCUGAAAACUGCACGUCAUGGAUUAAAUUUGCUGAGUUAGAAACCAUUCUUGGUGAUACUGACAGAGCCCGGGCAAUAUACGAAUUGGCUAUUGGUCAACCUCGGUUAGACAUGCCAGAGGUUCUUUGGAAAUCCUACAUUGACUUUGAAAUUGAGCAAGAAGAGUAUGAGAAAACAAGAAACCUUUACCGCAGAUUGCUUCAGCGGACACAGCAUGUCAAGGUAUGGAUCAGUUUUGCUCAGUUUGAACUUUCUGCGGGAAAAGAGGAGAGCUUGCUAAGAUGCAGACAGGUAUACGAAGAGGCUAAUAAAACAAUGCGAAACUGCGAAGAGAAGGAGGAGAGACUCAUGCUUCUGGAAUCCUGGAGAAACUUUGAAGAGGAGUUUGGAACAGAUUGCAAUAAAGAGAGAGUAGAUAAACUUAUGCCAGAUAAAGUCAAGAAGAGAAGAAAAUUAAAGGCUGAAGAUGGGUCCGACGCUGGCUGGGAGGAAUAUUAUGAUUAUAUCUUUCCAGAAGAUGCUGCCAACCAGCCCAACCUCAAAUUGCUUGCUAUGGCUAAACUUUGGAAGAAACAGCAACAAGAAAAUGAGGCUGAAGAGAUGGAUCCAGACAAGGACAUUGAUGAGAGCGAAUCCUAACGCUGCAUUUCUCCUCCGCUGCCCCCCUGUGCAUUUGACUUUUGUACAGUAUUUCAUCUGUGAUUGACUGAAUAAAUGUAUUUGAAUAACUUUUUAA